AUGAAACACUUACUCCGGAAGCUUCACAUCGGUGGUGGACACUUCGCCGAUCAUCACCCCCACCCACCUGUGAAUAUCAGUCCUCCACCGCCUCCUCAAGUGGCGCCGUCUGAUUUGGCAAGUUCACCGACGGACGUGUCGGCGACCUCUACUUCUUCGUCCGCAUUGACGAGAUCAAAUACGGCGGUUGAGUCGGCGGAGAAUUUGAAUUCCGAUUCCUUGGAUUUCAAUUUCUUUGAAGAGGAAUUUCAGGUUCAGCUUGCGUUGGCGAUCAGUGUUUCGGAUCCAGAUGCGACUGAAGAUCCCGACACGGCGCAGAUCCAGAAGGCCAAGCAGAUAAGCUUGGGUUUGGGAUUGGGUUGCUCGCGGCCUUCUGAAACCCUCGUUGAGUGUCUCUCUCUUCGGUAUUGGAAUUAUAAUGUUAUAAAUUAUGACGAGAGAGUGAUGGAUGGGUUUUAUGAUGUAUAUGGAAUCAAUUCAACUCUGCUGGGGCAAGGCAAAAUGCCUUUACUGGUGGAUCUCGAUGCAAUUUCUGUUUCAGAUAAUGUAGAUUAUGAAGUUAUUAUAGUGAACCGUGGGGCUGACUCGGAACUGCGACAGCUUGAGGAAAAGGUGUAUAUCAUGUCAAUGGAGUGUCAAGGUUUUUAUGAUGGCUCAAUUAUGAGUGGUUUGAUCCAGAAAAUUGCUGACCUUAUUGUUGGUAGAAUGGGUGGUCCGGUUAGUGAUGCUGAGGAAAUGUUGAGAAGAUGGACUGCCAGGAGUUAUGAAUUGCGGAAUUCUUUAAACACUAUAAUCCUUCCCCUUGGCUGUCUUGAUGUUGGACUUUCACGCCACAGGGCCUUGCUCUUUAAGGUUCUUGCUGAUAGGAUCAACCUUCCGUGUAUGCUGGUCAAAGGGAGCUACUAUACUGGCACUGAUGAGGGAGCUGUGAACUUUAUUAAGGUUGAUAAUGGAAGUGAGUUCAUUAUUGAUUUAAUGGGUGCUCCGGGCACACUAAUUCCUGCUGAAGUAUCCAGCAGUCAUCGGAAAAAUUCUGGGUUAGAUCUGCGGAGCUUUUCAUCCAUUGCCGACUUUGUAGAAAAUCCUUGUUCAGUGCUUGAAGAAGGAUAUGGAACAAGGGCAGUUUCACCUAAACUUGACAGAGUUGCCAAAGUUGGGAAUUCAAAUUUAACAGAAGCAUCUUCUCUUAGCAUUCAGUCAAAACGGGGUGACAAGAAUGUUGUGGAGAAAAAUCAAAUUGAGAGGUUUGAGCAUGAGUUUGGGAAGCUUCAUCCACCACUAGGCAGAUCGCAUGAAGGCUCAUCAGGUGCUCACGAGAAAGCAUCAGCUGCACAAAAGAUGCAAGUUAAAGAUGUUUCUGAAUGUGUCAUUAGCGCAGCCAAAAACCCAGAAUUUGCUCAAAAACUUCAUGCUGUUUUGUUAGAAAAUGGUGCAUCACUGCCUCCUGAUUUGUUGUCAAACAUAAAUCUUUGUAAUCUGGGAGAAGAAGAAUUGCUUGAAAAUAUUCGGCAAUCAAAUUUGAGAAUGGUGGCUGGUGAGGCUCAAUGUUCUUCGGAUAUGCUCUUGUCAAACAAUGAGCAAUCUAUUAUACCCUUCAGUGGAGGGCAUUGGUUUUCAGCAAAACAGCAGGAACUGAAGUCCACUAUCAUGAAUCGUGGACAGGCUGUACCUUCUGAUACUGCAAAUGAGGAAUUUGUGCUUAUCAGUAGCGGACAUAAAGAAAUGAGCCAGGCUGAUGAUGCAGCUUUGUGUAAUGGUUUUGCUGAUCCAUCUCGACUGGUUUCAAGAGCUUCAGAUGGGGAACAUACUUAUGAAUUUUCUAUGUUUCUGGCUGCGAAACCUUUUGAAGGACAACCUAAAAGUGCUCUUCAUUGUGAUGAGAAAAAUGAAAACAAGUUAGGAAUGGUUUUAGAUACUGGAAAAGACAAAGGGGCUGUAGCAAAAGUUGAUGUUUGCACAACACAGAAUGGCAGUAUUAACCCAGUGCUGGGUGAGGCUGCUGAAUGGGAAAUUUUAUGGGAAGAUCUUCAGAUUGGAGAACGAAUUGGAAUAGGUUCAUUUGGUGAGGUUUAUCGUGGAGAAUGGAAUGGCACUGAAGUCGCUGUGAAGAAGUUCAUGAACCAAGAUCUAUCGGGUGAUGCACUGUUGCAGUUUAAAUGCGAAAUUGAAAUCAUGUUAAGAUUGAGACAUCCUAAUGUUGUUCUUUUCAUGGGAGCGGUUACUCGUCCUCCAAACCUCUCCAUUUUGACCGAAUUCCUACCGAGGGGGAGUUUAUAUAAGCUGCUCCAUCGUCCAAAUGUUCAAAUUGAUGAAAAGAGGCGAAUGCGAAUGGCUCUUGAUGUG
Molecule: messenger RNA, 2343 nt
Organism: Ilex paraguariensis (yerba mate)
Lineage: Eukaryota; Viridiplantae; Streptophyta; Magnoliopsida; Aquifoliales; Aquifoliaceae
Source: the annotation of a GenBank genome assembly